Panicum hallii is the source of this 1991-nucleotide messenger RNA. RefSeq names its product BTB/POZ and MATH domain-containing protein 1-like. Lineage: Eukaryota; Viridiplantae; Streptophyta; Magnoliopsida; Poales; Poaceae. Gene Ontology annotation, biological process: protein ubiquitination. Bases 242 to 1519 code for a protein of 425 amino acids. The record is from RefSeq and is a predicted model, not a curated record. The transcript has 4 exons. Gene Ontology annotation, molecular function: protein binding.
CCCAAAGUCCGAAACCCAACCCGGACCAAACAAAACCAAACACCACCUCCUCUUCCUCCUCCGUCGCGUCAUCGCCAUAGUUUCAUCCUCGCCCCAAAUUCCCCCAAAUCGAUCUCCCUCCGCACCCCGAAUCCCCACGCCACCGCGCCGGAAUCCGGCGCGCCCCGCCCCGAUCCGUCCGAUCCGUGCCGAAUCGCCGCCGCUCGGGGCGGAACCCUAGCCUGAUCUUGACCCCCCGCCGAUGGGCGCCGGCCGUGUCUGCCGCGGCGGCCCGUCCUCCUCCCCCGCCGGGGCCGCCGCGGGGCGGCCGUUCCCGCCGCUCGCCGCCUCCUCGUCCUCCGCCUCCCCUUCCUCGGCCCCCUCCGAGACGGCGUCCACGUCGGUCACCAAGACCGUCAACGGGUCGCACCAGUUCAAGAUCGCCGGCUACUCCCUCUCCAAGGGGAUCGGGGUGGGGAAGUACAUCGCCUCCGAGUCCUUCUCCGUGGGGGGAUUCGACUGGGCGAUCUACUUCUACCCCGACGGGAAGAGCGCGGAGGACGGCGCCGCCUACGUCUCGCUCUUCAUAGCCCUCGCCAGCGAGGGCACGGAUGUGCGCGCGCUCUUCGAGCUCACGCUCGUCGACCAGAGCGGCAAGGGGCAGGACAAGGUGCACACCCACUUUGGGAGGUCGCUCGAGAGCGGCCCGUACACCCUCAAGUACCGCGGAAGCAUGUGGGGCUACAAGCGUUUCUUCAAACGGUCUGCCCUGGAAACAUCAGACUAUCUUAAAGAUGAUUGCCUCUUAGUGAACUGCACUGUUGGUGUUGUGCAAUCACAUACUGAAGGACCAAAGAUAUACACAAUACCUGUACCGCCAUCCAACAUGGCUCAACAUAUUGGUCAGCUACUGGCAAGUGGAAAGAGAACUGACAUUACAUUCGAAGUUGAUGGCGAGAUGUUUCCUGCGCACAAGGUUGUUCUUUCAGCCCGGUCUCCAGUUUUUAGGGCACAACUUUUUGGUCCUAUGAAGGAUAAGAAUAUGAAGUGCAUUAAGAUUGAAGACAUGGAGGCUCCAGUAUUCAAGGCUUUGCUCCAUUUCAUGUAUUGGGAUGAGUUGCCAGAUAUUGAAGAACUUACUGGUGUAAAUACAACUUGGGUGUCCACCUUGAUGGCUCAGCAUUUGCUUGCUGCUGCAGACCGCUAUGCAUUGGAGAGAUUAAAGUUGCUCUGUGAACUUAAGCUGUGUGAAGAUGUUGCCAUAAACACAGUUGCAAACACUUUGGCGCUGGCUGAACAGCACCACUGUUAUCAGCUAAAAACUGUUUGCUUGAAAUUCGUGGCUCUGCCUGAGAAUUUGAAAGCUGUCAUGCAAACCGAUGGGUUUGAUUAUUUGCAGCAAAGCUGCCCGUCCCUUCUGACCGAGCUUCUUGAGUAUGUGGCCAAGGUAGGAGAGCACUCUGUCACUCCCUGCUUGUAUUCAACUGAAGUCCUUGAUGGCGGUGAUGCCAAUGGAAGACGUGUGAAACCAAGAAUUUAACGGCUGCCCAGAUGAGCCUAGAAGAGGAGAUCCUUGUGUCUUUUUUAUUGUAAAGUGUUUUCCUGUAUCGGUGCUUUUGUGGUGCCAUAUCAUGAAUGUUGUAGCGUGUGUUUGUGUGUGUUGCGACUUCCAUCCCUCUCUUCCUAGCCACUGUGGAGCGAGUUAUGGCUAAUAUAUAUCCUACUGACUAGUGUACUUCAAUUGCAUUGCUGCAAAGCAUGGUUCCUUUGCAGCUUGUGGUCAUAAGUGCAAACAGGUGGCACGGCAAAGAUGGUUUUGCGCAAGGUUUGAUGAAGUGGGGAUGACGGCGCAGAAUGUUCUUUUCAUCAAGUAUUCACCUUGUGCUAGGCCAGAUUUGUCGAUUCGUAGUCAUCUGUAUUUGACUCUAUUUGACUGUAUCCAAUUGAAAUGAUGAAAUGCAAUGAAAUGUAUCUGUGGAGUCAUGCUUGGACUUUCACUUGCAUACUCUGAA